AUGGCCUCUCAGCUUUGUUCACAAAUAAAGUUAAGCAAAGUACUUGUUAGGAGGAGGUUUCAUGAGAGUGGACAGACCAAUUUGCCAAGGUCUCUUCACUGGAAACCCUUGCGAUCAGGCCAUUUUGAAAAUCUUGUGCUGCGAUGCACCAAGAAUUUGUCAUGGGAAACCUCUCUUCCAUAUGCCUCUGCAGGCGAUGAUGGCAGUAUCAUCAAGGGAACAGGUGUUGUUGAACGUAUUGAUACAGAAGAAGCUCCACAGAUUCCAAUCCUCCGGAGUGAUGAAGAUGUUGUAGAGGUGAAUAAUGAACCUUCUUGGCAGCUAAAGGCAUUUAAACUGCCAAUGUGGCUACUAGGGCCUUCAGUUCUGUUGGUUACGGGUAUAGUUCCAACUUUAUGGCUGCCAUUGUCUUCAGUGUUUCAUGGUGCCAACAUUGCUGGCCUUCUAUCUCUAGUUGGACUUGACUUCAUUUUUAAUAUGGGAGCGAUGCUAUUUUUCCUUAUGGCCGAUGCUUGCGGCCGUCAAGAAGAGAACAAUAUUUUGAACCUGAAAAGGCAGAUCCCAAUUUCCUACAGGUUCUGGAAUCUGGCUGCUACCAUAGUAGGCUGUAUUGCUCCAUUUGCCCUGUUUUUUGCAUCCCGUAGGGGCACUCUGCAGCCACAACUACCAUUCAUUCCAUUUGCAGUGCUGCUUGGACCAUAUCUUUUACUCCUGUCUGUACAGAUGUUGACUGAGAUGCUUACAUGGCAUUGGAAAUCACCGGUAUGGUUGGUAGCUCCAGUGGUUUAUGAAGGCUAUCGAGUACUACAGCUGAUGAGGGGUCUCCAGUUAGCUGAAGAAAUCAGUGCGCCUGGCUGGAUGGUGCAAAGUCUUCGUGGCCUGGUAUCCUGGUGGGUACUCGUCCUUGGAGUCCAAUUGAUGCGUGUUGCCUGGUUUGCUGGACUCAGUUUUGCUAGAAAUUCAAGGUAUGGAGAAAGUGAUGAUAUGAACCAGUAA
Messenger RNA from Miscanthus lutarioriparius, 996 nucleotides. The record is from the annotation of a GenBank genome assembly. Lineage: Eukaryota; Viridiplantae; Streptophyta; Magnoliopsida; Poales; Poaceae.